AUGAAUUUUGGAUUCUCCGCGCUCGUCAAACGGUUAAAUCAAUACACGGGUGCGCGCGAGAGGAUUGAUAAGUCGCAUGAACUCAUGGGAAAUCUGCUCGAUAUGCGCGGUCAGAAGAGUGCUCGUACAUUCCUGCAUUGCGGAGUGGAUUAUGCCAGACUCAUUCUCGUUCGUCUCUCCGCGGGACGAGGAUAUAAAGCCCGAAAAGCGAACAUUGCGCUAUUUAUAUGUAUGACUGUCCGAGCUAUUCAUUUAGAACUCGUCAGCGAUUAUUCUACAGAUGCGUUCUUAGCCGCAUAUAGUCGAUUCUGCGAUCGCCGAGACAUUCCGUCAUGCCUAUAUUCAGAUAAUGCGAAAAACUUUCGAGGAGUCGAUCAGGAACUUCGGAGCAUGUGGAAGGCCACUCAAUCCGAUCCUUGCGUACUUAACAAGUUAGCUUUCGAAUCGAUACAAUGGAAGUUUAUUCCCCCGUCAGCUCCUCAUUUCGAAGGACUAUGGGAAGCUGGAGUGCGUAGCGUCAAAUUUCACUUAAAACGGAUUGUAAGAAAUUACACUCUUACUUUCGAAGAAAUGACCACGUUGCUUUGCAAAAUAGAAGCCUGCUUAAAUUCGCGUCCUCUUGCUCUGUUUUCGGGCGAUUAUGAAGACUAUUCUGCUUUAAUGCCUGCUCAUUUUCUGAUCGGCAUCGUCUCCGAUGUUUCUUGA
This is a messenger RNA of Pogonomyrmex barbatus (red harvester ant), 705 nucleotides long. RefSeq lists its product as uncharacterized. NCBI's taxonomy places the organism in Eukaryota, Metazoa, Arthropoda, Insecta, Hymenoptera, Formicidae. The record is from RefSeq and is a predicted model, not a curated record.